Molecule: messenger RNA, 2368 nt
Organism: Solanum stenotomum
Lineage: Eukaryota; Viridiplantae; Streptophyta; Magnoliopsida; Solanales; Solanaceae
Product: cysteine-rich receptor-like protein kinase 10
Exons: 7
Coding region: 47-2080 (677 amino acids)
Biological process (GO): protein phosphorylation
Molecular function (GO): ATP binding; protein serine/threonine kinase activity
Source: RefSeq, a predicted model, not a curated record
UCCUAUCAUUUAGACAUAAUUCAACAGCAAGUUACUUUAGUCCAGAAUGGCGUCGGUUUUGGUUUUGUGCACUACCCAAACAUUAAUUCUGAUUUUGUUGCUCCAUUCAGUACUGCUUGUGGGUGUCAAAGCACAGAUGCAGGUGAAUCCCUUAUACUACGAUUGUUCAAUGCCCAAUAAUUAUUCAGAAAGAAGCAAAUUCCAAUCAAAUCUUAACCGAUUGCUGUACAGAUCACUAUACAAUAAUGGUAGUGAUUUCAUCUAUACAAAAGCCAGUGAAGGAGAAGACCCUGACAAAGUUUAUGGACUAUUCCUCUGUAGAGGAGACGUUGUACCUAAAGACUGCAAAAACUGCAUAGACGUGGCAAGAGAGCGGAUUCAACGUGAAUGUCCGCUCAAGAAACAGGCAAUUAUAUGGUUUGAUGAGUGUUUGGUCCGCUAUUCUAAUGCAUCUUUCGUGUCCAUGUUAGACACCUCGGUUUCUAGGAUCCUCUAUGACGCACAAAAUGUUUCACAGCCAGAACAAUUUAUGGGGAAUUUGAGUGCAAUUUUUGAUAAUGUUAUCACUCAAGCUAUUACCGUCAGUCUCAAUCUGAAAUAUGCUGACAAUUCUGAUAAAAUUAACGAUUUUCAAAGAUUGUAUGGCAUGGUGCAGUGUCUACCUGAUUUGUCAGCUCCAGAUUGUGUCACUUGCCUGAGAACUACUUUGUCUCAAAUGAGUAUAACACUCUUGGACACCAAAAUACCAACAGGAGGCAGAGUUCUUCAUGCAAGCUGCAAUUUAAGGUACGAGCUAUAUCAACUCCACACCAGUUUACCGCCAUUGACCAGCCAGGGGAACGAAGACCAAGGCAAAAAUACUUCAAAGACAAAGCUUAUCAGUAUCAUUAUAGGUGUUACACUAGCAAUUUUAGCUGUUGUACUGGCAGGAACUUGCUUUUACCUUGUAAAAAGAAGAAGACGAACAGAGAAAGAGAGGAGUGAAAAGAGUCGAGAACUUCAAUUGCUUGACAUAAUAGGAGAAACACUUGAUGAGAAUGAUGAUUUUGGCACAGAAAAGAAGGGGAGAUCCAGAGAGUGUCCAGUUGUAAAACUAGACCUCAUUCGAGUGGCUACACAAAAUUUUUCUGAAGAAAACAAGCUUGGAGAAGGUGGAUUUGGUCCUGUGUACAAGGGUACACUACCAUAUGGCAUAACAAUUGCAAUCAAAAGGCUGUCUAGAACGUCCGGUCAGGGACUGAAAGAGUUCAAGAAUGAAGUUGCCUUAAUUGCCAGAUUACAACACAGAAAUCUUGUGAGGCUCUUGGGUUGCUGUUUAGAGGGAAUCGAAGCACUGCUUAUCUAUGAGUUCAUGCCCAACAAAAGCCUGGACUUCUUCCUUUUUGAAUCAAGAGAAAACAAGAUUCUGGAUUGGAGACAACGUCUCCACAUUAUUAAAGGAAUAGCAAAGGGCAUUCUGUAUCUACACGAGGAUUCUCGACUAACAAUCAUUCAUAGGGACCUAAAAGCUAGCAAUGUUUUACUGGACAAAGAUAUGAACCCCAAGAUAUCUGACUUUGGAAUGGCAAAGAUGUUUAGCGGAAAUCAACGAGAAGCCAAUACAAAUAGAGUUGUUGGAACCUAUGGAUAUAUGGCUCCUGAGUAUGCUAUGGAGGGACUUUUUUCUACUAAAUCAGAUGUGUUCAGCUUCGGUGUUCUGUUGCUUGAGAUAGUAAGUGGAAGGAAGAACAAUAGCUAUGUUUCCGAAUAUGGUCAGAGUCUCCUUAAUUUUGCGUGGAAGUUGUGGCGUGAAGAGCAUGGAUUAGAGCUUAUGGACCCUUGCUUAUCGCAGUCUUGUGUGACAACUGAGAUAACAAAAUGCAUCCAUAUCGGACUACUCUGCGUUCAACAAGAUCCAGCAGAUAGACCUACCAUGUCCUCUGUAGUUUUUAUGCUGGAAAAUGACACUAAAACACUUCCACAGCCAUCACAACCUGCAUUUUCUAUUGGGAGACUUGCCGUGAGAUCAGCUGAACCUCAAUCUAAUGAUCAGUUGUGUUCCGUUAACGAGGUCACUUUAUCAAUUAUAUCACCCCGAUGACCAUUAAUAUAGGGUCGUCAAGGAUCCGGCUCCUCUCCAUUUUCCCCAAGUUCCUCCUUCGAGUGGUGACACAUGAUAUAUGUUGAAUUUAAUGGUUACCAUUUAAUUGACCAGAGUAAAUCCCUAACCAUUGUUGAGAUAUCAAGUACUCCAUAUCAAUUUAGUUCCAAACAUUGUUAUAAUCCCACAAUCUUAAUUCUUCCUGUCCAUAAAUAUAGUAAAAAAAAUAUACAUCUUCCUACGCAAGAUCUAUAUCCUUAUUCUGCUACCUUGUCGAUAACUGGACCG